Messenger RNA from Notechis scutatus (mainland tiger snake), 1806 nucleotides. Lineage: Eukaryota; Metazoa; Chordata; Lepidosauria; Squamata; Elapidae. The record is from RefSeq and is a predicted model, not a curated record.
CAGCCAAUCGGAGGGAGGAACGACUUCCGGGCGGAACUGAAUUCCCCGAACUCCGGAGCGACGGGGGAAGCAGUCCAGCGACGGAAGGGGCCCGCGUUGCGCGUGUUUUUGGUGGGAUCUCAAUGGAGUAACUUACUAUUAAGUGCAAGAAACUGGACUUCGGUCUCAGUGCUGUCUUUCAGAGUGGAUUGAUCCGGAUUGCAGUGAGGGUGAACGGGAGAGAAAGUAUCUGGAGAUUUUAUGUGAACAAUUGUAAACUUUCUUAAUGGAAGAGGCUCCCAAACCAACAUUUCAGGAUGAAUUGGAAUGGUGCAUCACUCAACUGGAGACUGGCCUAUUGCGUCUUAACCCAACUCCAAAACAAGCCGAUGAAACACGCCACAUCCUUAAAGUAUUGCGCUCCCGUAAAGCUCCCCUUGUGAAAAAGCGGCAAAUGAUGCGCCAUGUCUUUGGAGAUUACCGUCUCAAAAUGGCUGAAGAAAACGAGAGAACAGCCAAAGCUGGUGUGAUGCCCAUGCAGGUAGAAAUGCAACAAGGAAACAGCCUUCCUUCGGGCAGCAUGAUGUAUAGGAAGCAGCAAUCCGGCAGUCCUUCUGAAGUGUCGACUUCCUUGCUUGCAUCCUCAGGUAACAGCUUUCAAUUUAACUUUGUCCUACCUGAAGGAACCACAGAAGAAACGGAUAGAACCACAGCAGAAGAGCAUGGAUUGGGUGACUCCAGGCAACAGUCUACCGGUAACGAUCUCUCUAGGAUGCUGGACUUCUCCACUGGAACACAGCAGCCUGGCUUUGCUUUCAACUUCACCAUCCCAGAUGCUUCCUCACCUUCAGGGGAUGCCAUAGAUCCUGGCUGUGGAGCUUCAGCAGAAACAGCUCCAGAGAGCUGUUUCAUCUCAUCCAAGAAAGCUGUGGUGACAACAGCCUCUCCACGCUCUGAUAGAACUGACGCGAAGGAUUGUGUAAGCAGACACAGAGAAGAACAUCCUCUGCAAGAGGCACCAAGAUUGGAAGCCACCCAAGUAGCUUCAACAGAGGCUGCAGAAGAGAAAUUGGUUGUGGCAGCUGGUGGACCAUCGAAGAGAAAAAAGAAAAAGAAACCCCCACCGUCAAAAGUAGCACAGGUUGACCAAGGAUGUGGAGACAACAAGCUUGGUGGUCAAGGAACAUCUGAACCAGCUGAGAUGUUACAGGCAGAUGAUCAGUUGAAGAGAGAGGUAGACUGGUGUGUGGAACAGCUGGAACUCGGCCUGAAGACUCAAAAAUCCACACCAAAACAAAUGGAGGAAGCUGUCCGUGCCAUCAAGACGUUACGCAGCAAAAAAGCAGUGUUGGCGAAGAAACGUCAAGUGAUGCGCCUGAUGUUCGGCGACUACCGAGCAAAAAUGGCAGAGGAAAGGCAGAAGCAGCUGAAGCUCUUGCAAGCAGCUUCGAAAGCCGCUCACAUCACAGAGGUGAACGAAGAGACUCGGAAGAAGAGAAGCCAGGUGUUCAGAAAGUCCGCAGAAGGAGCCAGAACCUUCAAGAACCUUCAGGAACCUUCUUGCUGUCAGCCCCCAGCUUGUCUCCGAUCAACAGACCCUUCCUCUUUUAAAUUCAGACCAGCGCAAGAGGAAUUCUGCUUCAACUUUUUCUAAGCAAGGCCCCAGGAUGCCGAUUUUGAAAAGGCUCCUUUGGGGGGGGGGGAAAGAAGUAACGAGUUGGGGGGGGACAUAGAAUGGCAAGCAUGGCCUAUGAAAAGGGGGGGGAGGAGAAAUUGCCCAAUUGGCAAAUUCUAAGUUGAUAAAGAAAGACUAAUAAAAUACGGGGU